AUGACGACCUGUGAUCAAGUCACAAUCGCCAUGUCCGCUCUCUUUGACUCGGGUAAUGGCGUCUUGACUACUUCCUCGGAAAUGCCCCUAGCAUUGGAACUGCGCAGUGUUCCAUUCGUGCAACAAAUAUCGGUAAACAGAGAUCAGCCUACGUGGCUGUUCAACUACACCAUCGACGAGAAAAGUUUCUCGAGCGACCUUGGCGACUUGGUGUGGGACAAUCUGCAGAGCCUGUCAAAAGACUGGAUGUACACCGCGAUCAUACAUACUGCGCUAGAGGGCCCAAAACCAGUAUGGAGCCAAGAUGAUUGGAGUUUUAUGCCUGUAUCUUCUGAUGUGGAAGGCUUCGCCUCGGCUGAGAACAAAAGUGCAGCAGGUAGGGGCGACCGCUCCGUGGAGAGCCUGAGAGUCCAAACACCUGCGAUUCGUGCUCGCCUGGAAUGCAGUGCUGUUGAGUGGCCCAGAAACACGAGCCUGUGGCUUCUGUCGCACAACGACGGAUAUGGACGUAACAUCACCGGACUAGACAACUAUUUCACGAUAGCACGAGUCGUUGACGAUCGCAAUUCCACGACGUGGCUUUCUACCCAAGGCAGCAUUCCACCGUGCUUCGCCAAUCUCACUGGAAGCGCAACGUACAAUCCAGCCGCAGUUGCUUAUUGGACAGAGAAUUGGGAGGAAGUAUCUGGCCCCGAAGACAGUCGCGAUUAUCGUACAUCUGGAAACUUUACAGUCAAAUGGAUCCGAGGCCCUGGAAAGAUUGAACGAUUCCUCACGGGUAUGCGCCGUAAGCCGGAUGUAUACAUGUUUGUAUUCCCAGAGCCGCCUGCUAUUCAGGCAUUGAACUGCAUGCCUAUCUUUGAGUCGAGCCAAGCAGAAGUUACGGUGGAGCCCAAAACCGGUGUCGUACAGCACUACCGCAUCCUUGACAUUCCUGUUCGGGAGGAUGUCGCUUGGUCUGAUACAUCUCAAUGGCGUAACCCUUACGAAGACGCUCGUUACACCAAUUUCAAUAUCCAUCAUGACCCUGACUUUGAGGUCAACAGCUCUGAAUGGAGGGCUAGCAGUUUCAAGUCUUAUGACUACAAUAUCAAUACAACUACUAGGUGA
Molecule: messenger RNA, 1110 nt
Organism: Alternaria infectoria
Lineage: Eukaryota; Fungi; Ascomycota; Dothideomycetes; Pleosporales; Pleosporaceae
Exons: 2
Coding region: 1-1110 (369 amino acids)
Source: RefSeq, a predicted model, not a curated record